ACCGCUUGGAUUGAACACGAUCAUGUUUGCCACAAGAUCCCUGAUCAUUUUUCUUUUCGGCACUUUGCUCGAUUUCCAACCAUUCACUUUGGGCGAUCGUGUCAAUCGAACCUCCGAGCCGAUUGGUUUUCAUAGACAAAAGAAGCUUUUUAGCUUGUUCAACAUCGUUCAAUUCAAGAAUGAUCCGUGUAGUGGAGUUACUCCUGGAGACAAUCGAGGAACUUGCUUGAGCGUCCAGGAAUGUUCGUCUCAAGGGGGAACGUCCGAUGGAAAUUGUGCCUCAGGUUUUGGUGUGUGCUGCUUGUUCAUGAUCACGGGUUGCGGAGGAACUGUGAACAAGAAUUGUACCUACGUGCGCAACACGGGAUUUCCAGGAUCAGAUCCAAAUAACGGUCGAACUUGUUCAGUCACCCUCAAUCGGUUUGCCAAUGACAUUUGCCAAAUAAGGUUGGAUUUCCAGUCUACCACAACACUCCCACUUGGCACUGAUCCAGGUUCUUGCGGUGGAACAGGAGAUAGCUUGUCGGUGAUCAGUCCACAUUCCUCUUCGCAAAACGCUUUUCCACCGGCAAUCUGCGGGAUUCUCACCGGUCAACACAUGUACUUCGAAAGUGGACGGAUGGGAGGAAAUGCGGGCCAAAUCGACAUUUUGCAAGGAUCAGCCGCCGGGGAACGACGAUAUAACGUCAAAGUGACUUACAUCCAUUGCAAUAGCAAAGUCAGAGCUCCGAGCGGUUGUACGCAGUACUUCACAGGAUGCACGGGCACAAUCACGUCCUAUAAUUUCCCUGGCGGGCAAUUGUUGGGAGACCAAGUGUACGGCAAUUGCAUUCGGCAAAACGAGGGUUAUUGCUCUGUCCAGUACUCUGAAACCCCCAUCACCUCUCCGGAUCCAUUCGAUUUAGAUACGGCAGAUCCAGCUGGGGUCCAGGACAACUGCAUGGUCCAAAAUCAUAUCACCAUUCCCAGUCGAGUGAUCGAAGUUCUGAUGUCAGCGACCCCAGGGGAUCAACAGGACGUCGUGACGUCCGUCCCCUCUAUGAGAUGUAACACCGUUUUUGGAAGUGCUCCCAGAACCUCAGUCCCAGGAACAUUAGUGUCCGAGGAAAAUGUCCCAUUUGUGGUGAACUUGCGAACCUUGCCCAGUACCAGUGGACGUUUGGCCACAUUCUCCGGAUUCAGCUUGGAUUACACCCAAGUCCCAUGUUAGGGUUUCUACCGCAUUCAUCUGGAUUGAUGUUAUACCUUCAUAUCAUCGGCUUUUUAUUUGUAACGCAUGCGACUCUUGUAAUGUCAAUCAACGGCUAAUAAAUGUGU
This is a messenger RNA of Tigriopus californicus, 1317 nucleotides long. RefSeq lists its product as uncharacterized. The coding region runs from base 23 to 1210 and encodes 395 amino acids. The transcript has 15 exons. Lineage: Eukaryota; Metazoa; Arthropoda; Copepoda; Harpacticoida; Harpacticidae. The record is from RefSeq and is a predicted model, not a curated record.